AUGUGUGGAGACGGUGGCAACGAUGUUGGCGCACUCAAGCAGGCAGAUGCUGGGUUGGCACUAUUGGCUGGCUAUGGCAAUGUCAACACCGCAGACACCAAUGACCUAGACAGCCCAUCUGAUAAUGCCGUGCUCGAUGACAAGAAGGCUGAGGACAUGCUGAACAAGCAAGAUGCGGAACUUGCAAAGCGAAACAAACGAGCUGCAAAGGACAGACAGAACUUUUUAUGGGAAAAGCAGAAGGAACUUUCCAACCUUCAGAAGCAGUGGCUCGAAGAGGAGAUGCAGGAAAGGGCAAAGAAAGGCGACAGCGGUUUCCUGUCACAGAUGGGAGCGAUGAAGUCAUCAAUGGGACGCUACACGGAGGAGCUAAAGAAGGUUAUGAAGGAGUACGACAAGACGCACGGCAACGUCUAUGAUCCGGCCGACACUGGCAAAGAGAAGAAGAACCCCGCCGCAGCUUUGGAGGAGGCUUCUGGCGGACUGCCCAUGGUCAGGCCUGGAGAUGCUUCCAUUGCGGCGCCAUUCACCUCCAAGGCGCCUUCAGUGAAGAACUGUGUCGAUCUGAUUCGGCAAGGCCGGUGCACUUUGCUCUCGGCGCUCCAGCAGCAGCAAAUCAUGAUGCUCAAUUGCAUCAUCAAUGCCUACGUGCUUUCGGCGCUAUCAUUAGAAGGAUCACGCACCUCGGAGAGGCAGUUGAUGGCAUCAUCGUGGCUGCUGACAACAGCAUCUCUUGCAUUUACGUACGCCUCACCAUGUGACCGCAUGCAUCCUGUCCGGCCCCUGCGAUCUUUGUUUCAUCCCGCCGUCUUCUUCUCCAUGCUUGGACAGGCGGCGAUACAUCUUUUCUGCAUGGUCGCCGCCGUAAAAAUGGCGCGAGCAGCGAUGGAAGAAGGCUCACCUGAGAGACAAGGAGGUUGGUCGGGGCCGUCGCUGAAGGAUGUGUCCGCUUUCUGGAAGAGGGAGAGAGCCAGACGGCGCGGCUUGAUUGAGCCGGAAGAAGAGGAGGACUGGACCACUUACGCGUUGAACAUGUGGCAGCAGCCGUUUCUGCCGAACUUGAUGAAUACCGUUGUGUUUUUGGUCGAGACGGCGCAAACCGUUGCCAUCCUGUUUGUGAACUACAAGGGUCAGCCAUGGAUGAAGGGAGUUGUGGAGAAUCGUGCUCUGUUUCUCUCGGUUGUGGUUGUUGCUGGAAGCGUGGCUGCGGCAGCGUGGGAGUUCCAGCCGCAGCUCAACUCCUUGAUUCACCUGUCACCGUUCCCGAAUGACGAAUUCCGCUGGCGGGUCAUGGGUCUCGUUGGCAUGACGCUGGUGGGCACCUUCAUCUGGGACAGGUUCUGCGUAUAUCUUUUCGCAAAAGAUAUCUUCAAGGCCAUGGUCGACUCGGCCAAGAAGACGACCUUCAGAGCUGACAUAGUACCCAUCUUCGGCACGGUGUUGAAGGUGCUGGGCGUCUUCAUUGUCCUCGGCACAGGCAACCUGCUAAUGGCAGGUUUGGCCUUCUGGAUGUAUCGGAGGCAUUCGCAACAAGCUGAUGAAUGA
This is a messenger RNA of Symbiodinium natans, 1545 nucleotides long. The record is from the annotation of a GenBank genome assembly. NCBI's taxonomy places the organism in Eukaryota, Dinophyceae, Suessiales, Symbiodiniaceae.